Messenger RNA from Pieris napi, 1184 nucleotides. It is a transcript of the gene Trax, whose product is annotated as translin-associated protein X. Gene Ontology annotation, molecular function: sequence-specific DNA binding; RNA binding; RNA endonuclease activity. The record is from RefSeq and is a predicted model, not a curated record. Bases 299 to 1132 code for a protein of 277 amino acids. Gene Ontology annotation, cellular component: cytoplasm; nucleus. Lineage: Eukaryota; Metazoa; Arthropoda; Insecta; Lepidoptera; Pieridae. The transcript is spliced from 4 exons.
UUAUAAACUAUUUACUAUUGACAUUUGACAGUGAAGUCUCUCAACUCUCCCUCCGGCCUCCACUCUCCAGUCUCCACUCUCCAGUAGUAAAUAUUUUUUAUCGGCCUAAUUGAAAAAACUCAAGAUUCAAAGCCUUUAUUUUUAACUAAUAUAGUAAUUGAAAAAACUAUUGUAGUCUUUAUUCUUCGGCUUUCCAGUGGUCCUUCCUAAACCUGUCGAUCCUGUAUCUAUUUUAUAUUCAAUCGAAAAAAGUAGCUAUUUUAUAUUUUAAUUAAUAUUUAUACGAAUACAAUUUACCAUGUCUGGACGUGGAAGAUUCCGUGGCCAUAAAAACGAUAGAAAUCAUGGUCACAAGUCUUUGUCUUCUGUAGCAAGAGAAGCUGCUAUUUCUUUACCGGAUGAUAGUCCUGUGCUGCAAAUGUUCAAAGUUGCUGCCCAGAAGUUAAAUGAUCGUCAAGAUCGACAUGAGCGAUUGGUCAAGCUUUCUAGAGAUAUUACAAUCGAAAGUAAAAGAAUUAUAUUUCUUUUACAUUCAGCUAUCACGAUUGAAUCAGCUGAAUUAAAAAUAAAUGAAGCAAAUGAACGACUGCAGAAACUAAUUCAGGGUCCCAUUAAAAGUAUUGGAUUGGAACUAGAAAAUAGACCUGCUUACUUACACUCUCGUGCUGUAACUGCUGGUUUCCAGGAAUUUAUUGAAGCAAGAACCUUUUGCUCCUUCUUGGAGAGAAAGUUGCUUAUCUCAUGGUCUGAGGUGCAGAAGGAGCUGGCGUAUGCUAUGGAUGUAAAGUCAGUAACUACUAUGUUGACGCAAUCUGAUUAUAUGUUAGGAUUAGCAGAUUUGACAGGAGAAUUGAUGAGAAAAGCUAUUAACAGUAUUUCAAGUGGUGAUUCUAAUGAUUGUUUUGAGUCAUGUCAGGCAGUAAAAGAUCUUUACACUGGAUAUUUAGGAUUAUUUGGCAUAGAUAGAGAGUUAUCUCGUAAAAUGUCAACCACACGCAAUAAUGUGUUCAAAGUAGAAUCAGCUGUGUAUGCACUCAAGGUGAGAGGUGGUGAAGCACCACCCACAUUACUACUUGCAGCUCAACCAGAUUGGGAGCGCAAUAACCAUUCUGAUGAUGAAGGAUUUUUUUAAUUAGUAUGUUUAAGUUGAAGUAAAUAUGGAAAUAAAAAAUAAAUACACUGCA